GAAAUACAACAAUGGAUUUAUUGCAUCAAUGUUAAGGAACAAUUUGAUGUAUGUUUCAUUAUAACUUUAGGCACUCAUAUUUAGUCGACAGGGAUACAAUAUUUCAAGCACGCAGUGUUCUGGGGCUGCAUAUUAUCUUUUGCGGGUGCUAGCUAUGCUCUCAUGUUCCGUGAUAAUUUUUUACUCUGCAAUAGAAAUUGGUCCAUACUCACUGUAUAGAAAGAAGGUGAUCUCUGCAUUCAAACUAAAAUAAAAAAUUGUUAGGUCCUGGUACUCGUUUCCAAGGAAAAAAUGAUGAAUUGUCUCUUGCAAGCCAAGCUUUUUUAAAAAAGCCACCAUUUUGUUUAUGUUUUGUAUGUGCACGCUAAUGACGCGAAAAUCGUGCGCCGUAGAGAUGCGCAAUGUAAUUCUGAGGAAUGACCUUAAUUGGAAAGUCAUUGUUGGUUUUUGUUACUUACAACAGGUAACUUAGCAUCUGUUAAAGAUUUACUGGACCUUGGUGAAGUUGACAUCAAUGCCAGAGAUGAAGAUGGUGCAACACCAUUGAUGUACGCUGCUAUGGGUGGACACUACACAAUAGUGCAGUUACUGAUACAACAUGGUGCAGAUGUCAACAAGCACGACAAGGGCAGUGGCUGGACAGCACUGAUGCAAGCAACUUACUACAGGCAUAAAGCUGUUGCUAAGUUGCUGAUUGACUCAGGAGCUAACGUCAACAUCCAAGAAAAAAAUGGUUGCACAGCCUUUGAUGUGGCCAGCAUUAUAGGUGAUACAGAGAUCCUACGUCUCUUAGCUUCGGUCAGCAUGCACGUUCCAGCCACUCCUAAGAGUUAUUAUAGUUCUUCAAGUCUUCAAGAUAGAAAAGGAAAGGCUGAUUUUAAGAGUUCCAUAAGUGACUUAAAGAAAGAUUUUUCAAAACUAGAUAGUGAUCUUAUAACAGACACUGGAAGGAAGAACUGGUGGUCUAAAGUGUCAAGCAGAUUCCGGAACCUUAAUAUUGGCCGCACUCUGAAGGUGCCCUCCAGUAGUAAGCUCCGUUCUUCCAAGAGUACAGAGAGCCUCAGUGAUCAAGAGACUGACUCGGGUCUCAGCACUUCACAUGGCAAUAUAAGCACUGAAUCUGCUGUAACGUUGAAGUCACUGGAUUCAGUUAUUACAGAAUCUAAUUUAAAAGACACGCGUCUUAAUCGAAAGAGGCCACCAACUCUGGCAUUGGUGUCGCAUGACAGCAAACUACCAGAUGAUGUCAUCACUCCUGUUUUACCACCAAUUGUUCCCUCUCCUUCAUUUCCAUUGCCAAGAAUACAACGUGUACAGCGUGGUGGCAGUCUGGAGAAUCAGUCCACAUCACAGGGACCAGUACCCAGUCUUUGCGUGAAUGGCCAGUCCAUUCCAGAUGUUCAUGAAAAGUAUUUUGAAGAUGACCUGGAUAACAUUAGCAGUGUCAGUGCUUACCCAGCUUACAGAUCGCCAAUGCUAAAUAAAAGCAAGAACUUCACUGGAAGUCCUGAGUCUUCAUACUCCACAGCAAGCUUCCACUCAUCUGCAUCUAACAACUCAGGCUCAAAGACAUUAAGAGCUUCAAGUCCUGCCGCAGACUUCAACCCCAUGUCUGCCAUGUCUUCUUCCUUAUGGCACAAAACAGGAAGAGGACACGCCAUUUCUCCGUCUCCAACUCUCAUGACAAUCAGAUCAGCAUCAGAAGGGGGUGCUUCUUUACAAAAACAAUCAAGCUACUCAUCUUUACAAGGCCAUGCAGAUGAGACAAAUGGAACUUUGCCUCAUUCAAGAAGUCAAUACCCCUUUAUUAAUGACUUUGACUAUGGUGAAGGUGACCUUGAAAAUUUACUGAAGAAGCUAUCAUUAGAAAAGUACCAACCAAUAUUUGAGGAACAGGAGGUUGACAUGGAGGCUUUUCUAACGCUGAAUGAUAGAGAUCUCAGUGACCUUGGAGUCACACACAAGGAUGCCAGGCAACAGAUUCUUGCAGCCAUUUCUGAACUCAACAGUGGCAAGGAUCGUGAGAGGCAACAUCUCCAUGAAACACUGUCUGGUUACCAUAGCAGCAAAUCACAUGGUACUAGUGGUUAUAGUUCUGUUUCCCCUUCAGCAAGUGGAAAUCUUUCUCACUGGCCCUUAAAACAGCCACCUUAGUCAUGGACAGGGAUAAUUUUUUUAUUUGUAUAUUAAGUAUUAACCAAAAAAUGAUAUUUUAUAGUUACUGUAAUGCUUUAAAGGGCUGUGCCCUCCAGCAUCAGGCUUUAUUUGCAGGCAAAAGUUUUAAUUAACACUAAUGAUAAAGGUAUUAAUUAUUAUAUUAUUACAGAGAAGAGGUCUCAAACCUUUUUAAAUGGCUGAAGUAUAUUUAUUGGUAGUUAAGUAUUAUUGAAGAUAAAUUAAAUUAAUGUCAUGUUAAAAUUAAUUACAAACAUUGUUCAGUCAGGGAACAAAAUGCUUGGCUUGGACCGAGUUCAGUCUUGAAA
Messenger RNA from Orbicella faveolata, 2483 nucleotides. Its product is annotated as ankyrin repeat and SAM domain-containing protein 6-like. Lineage: Eukaryota; Metazoa; Cnidaria; Anthozoa; Scleractinia; Merulinidae. The record is from RefSeq and is a predicted model, not a curated record. Gene Ontology annotation, molecular function: protein kinase regulator activity; PDZ domain binding.